This is a messenger RNA of Trichomycterus rosablanca, 1312 nucleotides long. RefSeq names its product gamma-aminobutyric acid type A receptor subunit alpha6a (gene gabra6a). NCBI's taxonomy places the organism in Eukaryota, Metazoa, Chordata, Actinopteri, Siluriformes, Trichomycteridae. Gene Ontology annotation, biological process: regulation of postsynaptic membrane potential; gamma-aminobutyric acid signaling pathway; nervous system process. Bases 47 to 1312 code for a protein of 421 amino acids. The record is from RefSeq and is a predicted model, not a curated record. The transcript has 10 exons. Gene Ontology annotation, molecular function: GABA-A receptor activity; benzodiazepine receptor activity; inhibitory extracellular ligand-gated monoatomic ion channel activity. Gene Ontology annotation, cellular component: GABA-A receptor complex; neuron projection; synapse.
GUUGGCUGAAGUAAAGAAUCAGAGGGGAUGGAUUUUUAGCAGAGUAAUGGGAACCCACCAUGAAAAGAUAAGUCCAGAAAACAUCACCAGGAUUCUGGACCAACUACUUGAGGGGUAUGACAACAGACUGCGGCCUGGGUCAGGAGUUUCUGCUACUGAAGUCAAAACAGAUAUAUUUGUCACCAGUUUUGGACCAGUGUCAGAUGUUGAAAUGGAGUUUACCAUGGACAUGUUUUUCCGUCAAAUGUGGUUGGACGAAAGACUGGUGUUCAAGGGCCCUAUUGAGAUUCUGCGCUUAAACAAUCGUAUGGUGGAGAAGAUCUGGACGCCUGACACCUUUUUUCACAACUCGAAGAAAUCCCUGGCUCACAACAUGACUACACCCAACAAGCUGUUUCGCAUCAUGCAGAAUGGCACUGUCUUCUACACUAUGAGACUAACUGUGAGUGCAGAAUGUCUCAUGAUGCUGAUGGACUUUCCAAUGGACAGCCACAUUUGUCCUCUUCGUUUUGGAAGUUAUGCUUACACCAGCAGUGAAAUUGUUUACACAUGGCGAAAAGGCCUGGAGAAUUCUGUGGUCAUCCCUCCAGAGUCCUCCAACUUAUUGCAGUAUGACCUCAUCGGCCACACACUCUCCAGUAAAAUCCUAAAGAUGAAUACAGGUCAGUACUCUGUCAAGGAGGUUCAUUUUUUUCUUCAGAGAAAGCUGGGCUAUCACCUGAUCCAAACAUACAUCCCCCUCAUCAUGGUGGUCAUGCUGUCUCAAGUGUCAUUCUGGAUCAACAAGGAGUCUGUACCUGCUCGCACUGUGGCUGGAAUCACCACAGUCCUCACCAUGACCACACUGAGCAUCAGUGCCCGGUCCUCCCUGCCCAAAGUCGCCUAUGCCACAGCUAUGGACUGGUUUAUCGCUGUCUGCUUUGCUUUUGUGGCCUCUGCCCUGGUUGAGUUUGCUGCAGUAAACUACUUCACCGUGCAGGAGACUGAAAGGCUGAAACGACGGCUCUCCACAGCUUCUGCACUGGGGUCUGUCGCUGAGGAAAGUGAUGACGAAGAAUCGACAAUGUCUGAUGGCAGUAUGGGGCGGCACAGGAAGAGGAUGAACUCGAUCCAUGAAGCACCAAAAAUGCGUCUACCAAUAUUUCUGCAGCAGGGUUCAGCCAUCCCACCCAACAUAACACUAGCUGGCCCAAGCCGCAUCGACCAGUAUGCUCGUGUUGUCUUUCCUCUGGCAUUUGCCAUCUUUAACAUCAUCUACUGGUACAUCUACCUGAGCAAGGAAACCGUGACAAAAUCCAGGGAGAUGGACUGA